GGGAGAGCAGGAGAGGCACAGAAUCCUGCAUUGGUCCAGAAGCAGCCAGUUAGUCCACGGCCUGUCUCUGUCUGUCUGUCUGUCACCAGAGCCAUGGAGAGAGCCAGUCUGAUCCAGAAGGCCAAGCUGGCAGAGCAGGCUGAACGCUAUGAGGACAUGGCAGCGUUCAUGAAAGGCGCUGUGGAAAAGGGUGAGGAGCUCUCUUGCGAAGAGCGCAACCUGCUCUCGGUGGCCUACAAGAACGUGGUGGGUGGCCAGAGGGCUGCCUGGAGGGUCCUGUCCAGCAUCGAGCAGAAGAGCAAUGAGGAGGGCUCGGAAGAAAAGGGCCCUGAGGUGAAGGAGUACCGGGAGAAGGUGGAGACAGAGCUCCGGGGCGUGUGUGACACCGUGCUGGGCCUGCUGGACUCCCACCUCAUCAAGGAGGCCGGGGAGGCCGAGAGCCGGGUCUUCUACCUGAAGAUGAAGGGCGAUUACUACCGCUACCUGGCCGAGGUGGCCACCGGUGACGACAAGAAGCGCAUCAUCGACUCUGCCCGGUCAGCCUACCAGGAGGCCAUGGACAUCAGCAAGAAGGAGAUGCCACCCACCAACCCCAUCCGCCUGGGCCUGGCCCUGAACUUUUCUGUCUUCCACUAUGAGAUCGCCAACAGCCCCGAGGAGGCCAUCUCCCUGGCCAAGACCACGUUCGACGAGGCCAUGGCUGACCUGCACACCCUCAGCGAGGACUCCUACAAGGACAGCACCCUCAUCAUGCAGCUGCUGCGAGACAACCUGACUCUGUGGACAGCCGACAAUGCAGGGGAAGAGGGCGGCGAGGCUCCCGAGGAGCCCCAGAGCUGAGUCUGCGCACCUGCCGCCGUCCACCUGCCCCCGCCCUGCCCUCCAGUCCCCAGCCUGCGGAGAGGACUAGAAUGGGGCGGGACCAGGCCCUGCCCUGACCCUUCCCGAAUGCUCUGCCCCAGGGAGGAGGCAGGGGGAGCCAUCCAGCAGAGGCCAUGGGGCUGGGAUCCCACUCUUCAUACAGCUGGGGGGGGGCUCCUAAACUACCGGUCAGCCUGUCCUCUGCUCUCUGCACCCCCUUCCUCCCGACCCCAUCUCUGGCCCGCCACUGCCACUUCGUCCCACCCCGCGCUUUCCUCCUGUCCCUGCUGUCGUGGCUGGGAACUGGAGAUGGGCGCGUGUGACUGAGUGAAUGGAGAGGGAA
Dipodomys ordii (Ord's kangaroo rat) is the source of this 1204-nucleotide messenger RNA. RefSeq names its product stratifin (gene Sfn). Gene Ontology annotation, cellular component: cytoplasm. Gene Ontology annotation, biological process: signal transduction. The record is from RefSeq and is a predicted model, not a curated record. NCBI's taxonomy places the organism in Eukaryota, Metazoa, Chordata, Mammalia, Rodentia, Heteromyidae. The transcript has a single exon. Gene Ontology annotation, molecular function: protein kinase binding. The coding region runs from base 94 to 840 and encodes 248 amino acids.